UCGGUCAGCAGGUGGCGAGCAAACGUCGUCUCUUCGCCACCCCGUGCCACGCAACGUCGACAACGUGACGACAGAUCGGAUAAAGAGCGCGUUAUCAAGCUUGGCAAGUGGCGCGAGUAAUUCAAGGGCCGGCAGUAUGCGGUACACGGCCCUCUGUUUUCUGCUACUGGCGAUCAGCGAGCCUCUUCUUACUCACGCAAAGGUAGUGUUAAUCGUGCCCCGACAAGUAAGACGGAGCCCAGUAGUGCCAUGGCGACCUCCGGGUAAUUACAAAAAGUCAUACGGAAGCGACAUUCGUCAUUAUGGUCGCGUCAAUCAUUACUAUAACAAAAAGCCAUUCCGGCCGCUACCGUACGGGGGCGACGAUUUCGAUCAUGGUCCUGAGACUAUAAAUCACGUGAAUGUACCUCACGGCAAAGACAUUAGUCACAGUAUCUCUUUUGGCAAAGGAUAUAUACCGUACGACAAUAUCAAGAGCAACUUGCCAUUCGUGCAUGAAAGAUACGCCGGUCGGCAGCCGGUCAUUCCGGACUAUCCGCCGACCAGUUUCACUUCUGUAGGUCAGGAGUACGCGACAUCGGCGACGGCGAAUUCCUAUGAAAAUCCGCAGUUGGAUUCGUACUUCUCGGAUAUGGAGAGCGCUGUCAAGGGCGAGCUGCGCGGCAGCAUAAAGGAUAGUAUGAACAAGUACUACGGCACCCGCUCGAUCGAGAAGGACCUCAGUUUCAGAAACCAGCAGGCUCUCAGCAGCGCUCUAGAGAAGAGCAAGGACUCUCUGGCAAAGGGCACCGAGGGCCUGCCCUCGGACGCGUCUCCAACCGCGUACGCCGCGUCCACUUCCGCCGGCAUCGCCGGCGUGCAGGGGGCCGUGGUGGUGCCGGCGGGUAUACCGUCGGCAACUAUCGCCGGUAACAAGGAGGGCAUCGUGCUGCGGGACACCGUGUCCCUGGACGAGUACCAGAAGAAGCUGGAGGAACUGACCAAGACCUGGCCGAACGUGUUAUCCGCCGGUGCCAACUACGCGGCGGCCGGCGGAGCGAUUUCUGCGCCCCAGCAGCUGCACGCUGGCUUCCCGACCACCGGUCUACCAGGUGCCAGCUUCGGCGGUCCGACCGGCGGUGUCAAUUGGCUCUCCAGCUUUGCUCAGUCCAAGCAGGGCUACUCCGUGCGUGAGAAUCACGGAGACCCCUCGACCUACGACUUCAGAACGAUGACGGUACAGAGCGCCCCGUAUCAACAAUUGUCCUUCGGUCACGGGGGUGUGUCGGCCGGCACGGGGAUCGUCCCCGCUCAUGGGUAGACGCAUAUCAGAAUACACAGGAGCGUUAAUGCCCUCCGGUUCGCGCGUUUAACGGUUAAAUUUCUCUAUAAUAUUUAAGAAAUAUUUAUUUUUUUAUUUACGUAUAAUUAAUAAUAUAGCGCCACUACUUUAUCUCGUGAAAGAGCCAAAAGAUUUGAUGAAUCUCAUGUCGUGAAGCCCCCUUCAUGAAGGCGAGCGCACUGGACGUCAUUGAUGCUUCUGAUCACACGUUUGAUUUUACAAUGUGAUUUUGAUAAAUUUAUUCUCUCUUUUCAUAGACACGGCAAUAUGUAAUUUAUAUCAUAUUGCCACGAAUGUAUAAAUAUAUGGAAUCAUUUUCGUGCAUCUCUCUUGAAACGUUGAAAUCUGAAUUUAAUGAAGUUUUAUAUAGACUUCAGGGAGUCCCAUGAGUCUCGAUUAUUCGUAUAUAGUAAAUAUUUUGUAAUAUGCGCGGUAAUGAUAUUUACGUAAAUAUGUUGUGUGAUGUUAAAAACUUGAGUGUUUCUAAUUUAAAUCUUAUUUAGGAUCUCAUCUUGGUUUCUUAUAUUUUGAUGAACUUAAAACACCAUCAUUCCACUCUCUUAUUUGAUAAAUACUUGAAUUUUUCUAUUCGUAUCAAUGCAAGAUUGAUUGUUCAUGUAAGAUGGUCAAAAGAAAUUCUUAUCUUAAAAGUGCCAAUAUUCGAUAAAUAAUGAAAAAUAUUAUUGAAGUAUUGUUUUAUACUUGUAUUACAUUUCCAUUUUAGAGAGGAGGAGGAAGAAGGAGAGAGAGAGACAUUGUUUUCAUUUAUCAUUAUUUAUCUUUUGUAAGACUACAUAUUACUUUUGUUUAUAAGUUUCCAGACAUUAUUAAAAACAAAAUAAAAUAUA
Molecule: messenger RNA, 2169 nt
Organism: Wasmannia auropunctata (little fire ant)
Lineage: Eukaryota; Metazoa; Arthropoda; Insecta; Hymenoptera; Formicidae
Exons: 4
Coding region: 137-1300 (387 amino acids)
Source: RefSeq, a predicted model, not a curated record